AUGACAGAAGGAAGCGUUGUUGCUAAGAGUGUGGCGGAGUACAGCUAUCCCAACAACGAAACUCAAAUCCAGUUUGUCAACACUCAGCUUGAUAGGGUGUUGACUGAUAUCUUAAAUGAUACAAAUAACCUCAAAAAUAUUUCUCAGGCCUUUAAUAGCAGCGGUGCAGUGUUAAAUGGAAUCUCUUUCCACCAGCCUACAAUUACCAAUAUUACAGACCUGAAGCCAUUUAUUAACUGCUCUCAGCUUGCUAACUACACUGCUGAGAUUGAUAAUGGUCAAUGGCAGUGUGUUGGACCUUGCAAAACAAAUCCUGAUUACUGUCAUCAACAUGGCAUAUGUCAUAACGACAUUCACAAAGGGCCUACCUGUAGCUGCUUUGAGUCUAGCCUGGAGCAGUUUUAUGGUCCACAGUGUGACCUCUUCCGUCGCGGUCCAGGUUUCUAUGGAGCACUAUUUGGCUCAUUGGCAGCAGCACUCCUGAUCUUGAUUAUCAUUGUCAUUGCUGUCAUUGUCAUAAAGAAAUAUAAGGGAGUUUGGAUCAACUCCUAUGACAGAAGACUGUCUGCUUUCGAGGAAGAUUUCUUUGAUUUCUCUGAUACAGGCCACAACAAGACGUCCAGAGGUUCUGAACAACAACCCCAGAUGAAGGCUACAGUUUGA
Lates calcarifer (barramundi perch) is the source of this 663-nucleotide messenger RNA. Its product is annotated as mucin-3B. Bases 1 to 663 code for a protein of 220 amino acids. NCBI's taxonomy places the organism in Eukaryota, Metazoa, Chordata, Actinopteri, Centropomidae. The transcript is spliced from 6 exons. The record is from RefSeq and is a predicted model, not a curated record.